AUAUAAUAUAUUUAUAAUUUUCAAUAUAUUUAUCGUAUAUUGAUAUGAUUUGAUAACUCCCCGGUUACACGCGAUAAAUACGAUCCAGUUGCAUUAGAGGCAUAGAGUUCGUUAGUUUAUCUAAAGGUGAGACUUUGACUCGUGGGAAAAUGGACGAGCAAUACCUGAAGGAACAGCUGAACAUAGGGAAGCUUAUCAAGGAACGGGUCAGCGAUUCCUUGAGGAACGUGGAUGUGUUGAAUGUGCUGAAGAAAAUGGUGGAGUCAGCACCAGAGAGCGAAGAGACAGAGGAAAUAAGACAGCAAUUGGACGGAAUUCUGACACAAUACAACUCAUUGCCGGAGGAACAGAAGGUGCAAUUCGCUCGUCAAGUGAAAGAGGCGCUCACCAACAAACUGGCGAAGAAGCUGGAGGAGGCGCCGUUAGAUUUCAGUGAAGUGGAAACAUUCUUGCGAGACGCCGUCAGGACACAAAUAUACUUGUACUCAGCAGCGGCUGUCGUAUUUGUGAUAAUUGUCGUAUUCUUCGGCUACAAGCUGUACAAGUCUAUAAAAGAAAAAGAAAAAAAGAAAGAGGAGAAGAAGAAAUUGAAACAAAUGAAAAAAAAGAAGUAAACAAAUGGCCGUUAAACUUUGCGCGGGAAAAUGACGACAGGUUAAAAAACAUGACGCGUCUAUUCCAUUAUUCACAUGACGUUCUGUUAAUUUAUUAAAAUUCGGGCAUUAAUUGAUGUCAACGACUGAUUUUAUAUAAAAAUAUAAUUUAUAUAUAUUAAUUUAUUCAUUAUUUUCGUUUCAUCGUUUAAAAUAUUCAUUAAAUAUUUAAAUUCAGUUUUAAUUUCAGAAAGAGUUUAUAUAAAAUAUAAUGUUAUUUUUCUAUAUAAUUAAAUGUGAAAGAUAUAAUAUUAUGAACUAUAAUUAUUUUUCUAAUGCUGUUUGUUUGUUUGAAAGUUUCCGAUAUAGAUAUAUUUAAGAUGGUUAAUGUCUACUUUUAAAUAUAUUAUACUACAUAAAAUAUAUUUCAUGUGUAAAUAAGAGAAUUUAACAAAAAAAAAACAAGUUUCAAUCACUGAAAAAACUUAAUUUUAUUGUAGCCUUAGUACGAGUUUCAAAGUUACGAUACUGUGUAGUUUACACUACUAAACUGUCAGUAAACUGGUUCCAUAAAACUCGUGUCGAAGGAAACUAUACUAUUAGCCGUUUCCGAGUCUCGUCUCUUACUGCAUUUAGUACUGUCCUCUGGAUCUAUAACCUCACAUAAUUGUUGCCAAAACAUUUUUAAGUCAUCUAGUACAUUCCAUGUACACUGUUUUUAAAAUAUAUUUUUUGUUUUCAAUACUA
Danaus plexippus (monarch butterfly) is the source of this 1340-nucleotide messenger RNA. RefSeq lists its product as uncharacterized. The record is from RefSeq and is a predicted model, not a curated record. The transcript is spliced from 2 exons. The coding region runs from base 150 to 614 and encodes 154 amino acids. Lineage: Eukaryota; Metazoa; Arthropoda; Insecta; Lepidoptera; Nymphalidae.